This is a messenger RNA of Penaeus vannamei (Pacific white shrimp), 6220 nucleotides long. Lineage: Eukaryota; Metazoa; Arthropoda; Malacostraca; Decapoda; Penaeidae. The record is from RefSeq and is a predicted model, not a curated record.
GAAGAAGAACUGAUCGGGGUGGUAAAAUAAAGGAAUGGGCGAGAGAAGAUGAGUGUUGGUGGAGAGACGCUCUAGAAAACUUCGAGAAACCUGUUCCGGCCAAAGAAUUCUUCAAGGACGAUAGCAAGCCGUGGUGGGAGGAGGAGGAGAAGCCGAAGGUCAUUUCUGCCAAGGACUUCUUCAAGGACGAAAGGCCCUGGUGGGAGGCACAGGAGGAAGAGAAACCCAAGGUGAUUUCAGCCAAAGAAUUUUUCAAGGACGAGAUUCGUCCGUGGUGGGAAGCGGAGGCCGAGAAGAAGGUCGUUUCCGCCAAGGAGUUCUUCAAAGAGGACGACCGGCCGUGGUGGGAGGAGGCGACGGCCGCCGAGGACGAGUCCAGGGCCCCGGGGAUGGUCUCCUCGUUAAAAAAAAGCUCGGUGGCUGCGUCAUCUGCUGAGGACGUCGAGAGCGGCGAGGACAGCGGAGACGAAAGCGAAGAGGAGAGCCUAGAAUUCGAGUCCUACGAGGAGUCCACGAGGACCGAGGACUAUGAGGACGCCACCGAGAGCAUGAUGAGCGACUCCAGCACCAUGUACAGCGCCAGCGAAGGUGAACGCCUCCAGGCAAAGAUCGUGUUUAAGGAGAAGCCCUGGUGGGAGACCGAGGAGGGGGGCGGACGCGGGUCGCCGGAGAGACAGGUGCCUGAUGAUGUGAGUGAAGUGAGCGAAGCCACCGAGACGCUGGACAUGGACGGCAGCGAGAUCAGCGAGAUGACGACUGAGGUGUCACAGGGAUCCAUCGGGGAGCCAGACCACACGAUCAAGUUCAUGCGAAGGGAUAGGGAGCUUAUGAGGAGACUGGGAAACAAGGGGGAGGAUGAGGAUGAUGAAGAGGAGGAGGAGGAGGAUGAAGAAGAUGAGGAAGAAGCAGAUGAUCUCGAAAAUGAGGAGGAAGAAGAACAGGAAAAGGAAGAGGCACCUUCUAUUGAAAGAAAGUAUAAAGCAAAUGAAGAUGAAGAUGAAGCCGAAGAAGAAUGUGAGAGUGAAAGUGAGGAAUUAAAGAGUGAAGAUGAAAUCGAAGACAUGCCCGAUGAGGAACUCGAAGAAACAGAUCUCAAACUGGAGGAAUUGGAUGAGGAAAUUGAGACGAGUCCCAAGACUGAAGACGUUCCAGUACAAUCACAAACCACAGGUAUCACUGAGGAAACCAAGCGUGCCAACCACAAAGAGGAACCGGCCCAAGCAAACCAAGAACCUGUACGUGAACCUGUGGUUAAUGCGGAGGAAAAAGCUUCCCCUAAUCUUGAGAAAGUUGAGACGUCGAUCACAGUCUCGAGAGGUCGAUCUCUCUCGCCCGAAAGAACGGCCGGAACUAAGACGGAAACGGUGAGUAAACCGGACGAAAUUCAUUUGAAGGAGAAUACCAAUAACAUAGACAUAGAAAUCACUAAUCCAGAGAGUUUGACAGAACAUUUACUUAGCGUUCAGCAGAUUGAGGGAAAUCUACAGAAAUCGGAUUCUCAGACGAGUGGCUACGACUCAAGUCUAUCCUUGUCAGAGAGUAAAGCUCGAGAUCUUUCGAGGGACUCUGGGUGUGACAUCUCCGUCGGCGAGGCAGAGAAAGCCAUUGAAAGGGAAGCCAAGAACGAGUCCGAGAAAGAGACUGGGAUGAACACCGACAAAGGCAUUCCUGUUGAGCCAUCAGAAACUAUUGAAAUCAUCCCAGAGGAAAAUGGCGAGCAGACGGAGGGAAAUGUGAAGGUCCAGUCUACUAUAGGAAACAAAAUCAUAAUACAGCUCAAGCUGGAAAGUGACACUGCUCCAGACAACAAAGCUGGCAAUGUCAGUGACAAAGCUGAAGAACAAGAACAACUUAACGAGAGGAAGCGAGAGAAAUGUGAAGAACCCAAAUCGUAUGCAGCAGCAGUAAAGGAAGCCACUGACAAACCUCCCCUUCAGAAGAAAGUAGUCGAUGAGACACCCAGCGAAAGUAAGGAUCUCGAUUCGUUGGAAGACGUUGCAGAUCAAGGUGUGGCCAAAGAAAGUGCAGACAAGGUCGUAGUGAAUAAGAUGGAUGCAUGUUUAGCAAAGGUAGAUGCAAGUUUAGCCUGGGUAGAUGCUAGACUGACAAGAGAUGGUCACAAAACUUCCACCGAAAAUCUACCACAGAAAGAUGUUGAAAAGGAGAAGGUUACCUAUGCUGGCAUCGUGAAAAGUGGGGCUAAAAUAAAUAUUCCACAAUUGAUAGACAAGAAGUCAAAACAGUCCACCUCCUCUGACAAAAAGCCACAGCCACAUCCGCAGAACAAAACUAAAUCUGGGGAUAGCCUAGUUGUCUUGAAAGUACAAGCGCACGUUCCUGAAGAACACACAAAAGAACAGGAGAACAUCAAAGAUACAUGUGAACCUACCGAAACUUCCAGUGAACAGAAGAAAACCGAACCGUCAGUGGAUGUGAAGAACACCAGUUCAUCUCCUACACCUCCAUCUCAACCAAAAGUAACACAAGAAGCACCCAGCAGCUCAAUAACUUUUGCCAGUGAACAGAAAUCUCAGACUUUGCCUCCAAAGGACACUCCAGACGCACCCAAGGAUCCACAAACUAAAGGCAAAACCUCAACGACAAUGGUGACGCCGACCCCACCCCAAGACACCGAACAACAGGGCGCCCAAGCAAGAGAAAAUUUGCAAGAGCCAGUAAGCCAGUCCAAGGCAGAGGCAUCACAAGCCACAAGACGUGUUAGACCAGCGAUGAAGGAAGGCAAAGAAACAGCAGAAGAGACAACAGAUAUUCCUAAGACUAAAAGAGAAGAACCACCUGUUAUUGAGAAUGUUCCAAGGAGGCGUGAAAGGAGGACAGAAGACAAUACAAGACAAAAUAGUCCAUCAGAUAAGAAAGAACAAGAUCCCAAUCCACAUAAAAGUCAACGGAGAAGAGAAGAGAGCAGAACAGAACAUCAAGAGGAACAGCAAAAACCCAGUCCAGCAGACGUUUCACAGGGUGAACACAGACGGAGGAGAAGAGGAGAAAGUAGACAAGAAAAUGAAACGCAGCAGAGGCUAAGUCCAACAAACAGUAUUGUAAGUGAGGCCUCUACUAGGCCACAUGAAGUGCGCAGGAGACCUGAAAGCAGAAGUGAAGACAAACCACAACAGAUGCCGAGUUCAACAGAUGUUAACAAAACUCAGACAACCACCGGAGUUAGACGGAGACCAGAAAGCAGAAAAGAAGAAAUACCCAGUCCAACAGACAUUAAUCUAACAGAAGUUAGGCGUCGGUCAAGAACAGAGGUAAAGGCACAUGAUGAAUCGUCAAAAGAGCCCUUUUUGACGAAUGCUCAGGGGGGUAUCACCUUUAUUGACGACCUAUCAACGCCACAAAUGGUCAGACGACGAAGACCAGAUACCGCGCCCUCAGACUCAUCCAAGGAGAACAGACCUGCAGACAAUGAGUCCCAAGACGCGCCUCCAAGACGGGGUAGCGGCGAAGGCAGGAGUUCCCCGGAGAGGUCCUCCCCCGAGCUCGAAAGUGCUCUCCCAGGUCUUGCUUCCAGUAAGACACUCUGGAGAUGCAGCACUUAUGAGACGAUGAGCCUCAGUGACUACGACAACCUCGCCUUUAUGAUCCGCAAAUCCCGCAGCGCCCCGGCGUGCCCGGAUCGAAGGCGAAGGAGAAAGAAGCAAGACCUUUCGGGUAGCAUCGAGUCUUUAGAUCAAGCCAAAGGGCAGACUCCAGCGGCCGAGUCUCCGACUGGAGUUUCCCCUCAAAGUGAGUCCCCCCCGACCGACGAGUCUCACAGGAAACAGGGCGAGAGAUCCCCUGGCUCCCCACCCAGAGCGAACACUGAAACAACCACAACAAAGACAAAGACAACACCCACACCCACAGUCACCACCCCCCAACCCCCAACGCCUACACGAGACGACUCCCAGAGGAGGCCGUCGAGCCGCACACAGCCAACCAUGCAUGAGUCUCCUCCUUGCAAAGCCGAAGUACCUGAAGUCCCUUCACCGAGACAGUCGCCAGAGCCCUCCAAGGUAGUAAGGACUCGUAGUGUCACUAACAGUAGCCGAAGGAGCCGUGACCGGGACUCACCUGCUGCUCCGCUUCGAACUAGAGACCAAACAUUGCCAAAACAGUCUGUAGAUACUCAAGUUGCUGACCAUAGAGCAGAGCAGAGUUCUUCAUCUUCCACUAACGCAGUUCAAAGGUCAACUAACACCGCUUUGUUAUACGAUCCAGAUAACAAAGAACGCCGUAAAAUAGACUCACCAGCAACUCAAGCCAGGCCAAGCCAAGUGCCGCCGGUCCAACAAGGCUCCGGGAAGGGCAGGGACGCCAAGCCCAAGAGUGAGAAGCCUAGAGAGUUGUCUUCUUCGCUGGCUGGGAAGACUGACCCCGUGAGAAAAUCAUCCUCCUGCAGUCUGAGUUGAAGCUGUCUAAAAAUUGGUCAUUUCAAAUUUAGUAUUACGAGACAAAGUCAGUUUUCUUUACUGUUUUUUUUUUCACUGUAACAUAAAUCGUUGUAGAAAUACCCUCUUCACGUAGAGAUAGUUUUGUUUUUUGUUUUUUUAUUUGUUCUGUUCAUAGAUGCCACGUAUAUAUAUAAUGUGUUUUUUUAUAUAAAGUUGAUUUAGGUAUUGUUUACUUUUUUAUGGGGUGAAGACAUUUUUUUCUCAAAAGAUCGUAGCCUUUGUGCACAUCUACCCCGAAAAAUAUGAAAAAAGAUAUAUUUCAUUUUUCCCGAUAUUUUGAUCGGCUUUUUUGUCGCCAUCUGUUGUCUUUUUUGUGAUAUAUGAACAUACAACAGUGAGCGUUUCUUUUUGGUAAGAGACGGCUUACGAUGCCUAAUUUUGAAAAGGGAUUAUACUUACUGGACCCACAACCUGAUGAUCUGUGCAAGGAAAUUCAAACUUAAAAAAAAGAAGAAAAAAAAUAGUUACACAGAGAAACUUCAUUCCAUCUUUAGAAUGCUCUUAACUCCUCCUUCCUCUCACUUCCCUCUUCGCGUCCGUUGCCAUGACAACCAGGGCCACCAAGGACCUCGACGCCAUAUGACGCCCGACAGCCUUUGUAGUUUGUGAGGUAAUGCUUAAAAAGGACGUUGGCAUUACGAACAGAGAGAAAGAAGAAAAAGUGAAUAAUUCUUAGAUUUAGAGGACGACUUUGGGAAUUAGGAAACUAGAAAACCACUCUGAAUGAGGGUUCUUGGUUUCCUAGUCCACGUGUCUUUACAUACGUAUGUUUAUAUGUAUGUAGUACUCACAGAUACUCGAAUAUAUGCAUAUUCUUUAGAAAUGCAGAAGAAACUGGAGAUUCUUGUCAUGCAUAUAUUUUCUUUUCUUGCUUUUCUUUUUUUCUCCUUUUAACACUUCACUCACAGUUUGAGUUGAAUAAAAAAAAAACAUGUUCAUGGUUUAAUAUUGAAUAUAUGAAGUGUAUUAUAACAUUGUGCUUUUACUUAAUGCACUCAUUAUUAUUAUUGCUACUGUUACUAGCAUUAUUAUUUUCCACCGCAAAUGGCGUACACCCCCCCCCCUUAUCAAAUUAAUGAAAAAAAUAAAAAAUACCGUUUCUUUUUUGUCUUUAUCAGAUUGCUCUUUGUACAACUCACCUUAUUGAAAUCAGAUACAUCAUAAGUCAACAAAUUAGUUUUUUUCUAGACUGUUGUUCACUUUAUAUAUAAUUUUGAGAAGCGAACAUGUGACUUUGAAAGACAAAUUCCUUUUCUUUUUCCUUUCCCUUCUUCCACUCCCCUUUUCCUAAUUAUUCCUGCUCUUCCCUUUCCCACUGACUGUGAAUAAAGUGUUUAGAGACAUGGAUGUAUAUAUUCGUCUUUUUUCAUCUUUUUUUGCAAACACGGCCCUCUCUGAAACUGUUUUUUUUUUUGCAAUAAAAUAAGAUGAAGCACUAUAUCAUGUCCUUCUUCAAGAUGUAAGAUCAUUAAAAGUGAAUGAAAAAAGGAGCAUUGUUUUGUUCCAAGCGUGAGGCAUUGCAAUGACUCCGGUAUUGCAACCAAUGAAUUCAACACAGAACUGAACCAUUUGUCCCCCUUCUUCAGUGAACAGGUACUUUAUGUUAGCUCUUUGUAAAAUUGUUUAUAUGUAGGAGAAAUUAUUGAUAAUUCUUUAUUUUCCUCGCUUGGUGUAUGGAAGGAAUCUGUCACAAAAGGUUGUCUUGUGAUAUUGUAAAGUGGAGCCUUUUUUUCCUCAAUACAUGGAAUAAAUUUAUUUGUAGGAGA